Dentiscutata heterogama is the source of this 2138-nucleotide messenger RNA. Lineage: Eukaryota; Fungi; Glomeromycota; Glomeromycetes; Diversisporales; Gigasporaceae. The record is from the annotation of a GenBank genome assembly.
UAUCAGAUUCUAAAUGUGCUGGCCAAGUUUUAGCACCUUCUUUUCAGAAUGUAAUUCUCGCUUAUCCACCCACUGUCAAGUUCGAUGUCAUCCCUAUACCUGCUAAUGACUGUCCUGGAGAAGUUGGUGUCGAAGUAAUCCUUUCAUUAACUGGAACUCCACCUUGGCAAGUCGAAUAUUCAGUAAUUUCUCAAAAUAAAGAAAAAAAAGAAUAUAUAAAAAUUGAAAAGUCAAGACAUUCAAUGAUUAUCAAACCAACUACUUCAGGACAAUAUGAAUAUAGAUUUUUUCGUUUAAUGGAUUUUAUUUAUCGUGAAGGUGUUAAAAUAGAUCAUAAAUUCUCUCAAACUGUACACCCGAAACCCAAUGCCGCUUUUAAAGGUUUAAAAAAUCGAAUGUUGAAUGGUUGUGUUGGAAGCCGCAUAGACUUGGAAGUAGAACUUGUAGGAACUGGUCCCUUCACGUUAAUAUAUGAAGUAGUAUUUAAUAGAAGGAUUAACGCGUUCACAAUUGCUGAUAUCCGAGGUUCAACUCAUGUACUUACAUCUCCACCUUUUGACAAUCCAGGCUUAUACACCGUGACAUUGGUGAAGAUUACUGAUUCAAAAGGAUGUAGUCAGGUCUUAAAUUCUUCUGAUUACGUGACCAUUAACGUUAAAAAAGAUAGACCAACUGCUGGAUUUAGACAUACACAUGAGAUUAUCACAUUCCUUGAAGGACAUGACGUUGAUUUGCCUUUACAAUUAACUGGGCAUGCACCUUGGAAUAUUUCUUACCGUUAUCACGGUGAUGUUGAAAAGGUUGAAAGAAAAUCAGAAAUUGCUGAUCCUAACUCAUUCUUAACUGUGUCAGAACAGGGUGUUUACGAGUUAUUAGAAGUCAAAGAUUCUUUUUGCUAUGGUAGAAUAAUACCUGAAAUGAAGGAAGUUGAGGCGAGAUGGCUGCCACGACCGUCGUUAAGAAUAGCAGAGGGUGAUGCUGAACCAUUGCCUCAAAAAGGUCAUUAUCAUCGUAGGAAUGUUUGUGAAGGAUCCGAUGAUUCGGUUGGUUUGGUCAUGGAAGGUCGAGCACCAUGGGAAAUUUAUUAUAGAAUAAUUACAAGUGAUGAAGAACUAACGCGUCAUCAAACAGUUGGAUAUACAACCACUAAAAUACGGCUUAUGACAAAUAAAGCUGGAAGACAUCUUUAUAAUUUCACUAGUAUUGCUGACGAUGUUUACAUUGAACCAAGCCCAAUAUUAUUAACUCUUGAACAAACUGUUAACGCUAAACCGGUUGCUAGAUUUCUUUCAGCGGAUACAUUAUUUCAUUGUGUUGAUGUUCCAUUCACAAAUAAAGAUAUUAAGAUUCAAUUAGAUGGUGUACCGCCUUUUAGUCUAACGUUUGAAGUUGCGCAAGAAAGCAGCAAUAAGAUGGAAACUCUAAAGAUCGAAGAAAUUUACGAAUCCAUAUAUAAUUUUCAUCCGUCAACAAGAUUUGCAAAAAUUGGAAAUUAUACAAUAACCUUAGUUCAUAUAGUUGAUUCUCAUGGUUGUAGCAAUACAUUACAAGGACCAAAUAAUAAAAUAUCUAUCCAAGUUACUGAUGUAGCAUCAAUUGAUCGAACGUUCCAACAACAAAUCCAUUGCGUUGGUGAUUUACUAAUUUACAAGUUACAAGGCAUGAUUCCCUAUAACAUUACUCGUGAAUAUAAUGGAGAAGUACUACACACAAUUUCAAAAACCCACACAUACACUUUUGGAGCAGAUAAACCUGGAAAUAUGACAAUAACUAAAGUUUGCCACCAAGGAAAUCAAUGUUGCGGAUAUGUAUCAAAUUUAACAGAGAUUAUUUAUGAUCUUCCAACCGCUAUUGUCUCCGAAGGCAAAGAUAUUAUAUCAGAUAUUAGAGAAGGAGACAAAACUGAAAUUAUUGUCAAUUUCAUUGGUACCCCACCUUUCGAAUUUACCUACACGAGAAGCGAGUUAUUGAUUAAUGAAAAGAAAGAACGUAAACCAGGUCGUGUUCUUGAAACCCUUACGGUCCUCAACAUUCAUCAAUACCAGCAUUCAAUUUUUACUUCACAACAAGGUGUAUUUCAAGUAACUCGCGUAAAAGAUCGAUACUGCGAAUAUCCACCUAAUUCGGGUAGAAGAUAG